AUGGACCAAAUCACAGGUACAGGACACGGAAUAGGGAAAUGUUUGGCGAUGCAGUUCGCUGACUUGUGCGCCAAAGUGGGGUGCGUCGACAUCAACGCGGAGACCACAAAGGAAAUCAACUCUAAGUGGAAAGGAAAAGCUAUCGCUUACACAUGCGACGUGUCGACGUUGGAAAAAGUCAGAAAGCUAGGCGAGAAGGUCAAGAGCGAAGUUGGCACUGUUACCAUUCUGGUUAACAACGCAGGGAUAAUGCCAUGUAAACCUCUCGAGGCUCACGACGAAAUCACCAUAAAAAAAAUAUUCGAUAUCAACGUGUUUGCUCAUUUCUGGAUGCUCGAUACAUUUUUUCCCGAAAUGAAAGCGAUGAACAAAGGACAUUUAGUCUUCUUAUCGUCAAUGGCUGGUAUAAUUGGCUUGAAAAACGUAGUGCCUUACUGUGCGUCCAAAUUCGCAGUGAGAGGUUAG
Metopolophium dirhodum (rose-grain aphid) is the source of this 465-nucleotide messenger RNA. Its product is annotated as epidermal retinol dehydrogenase 2-like. Lineage: Eukaryota; Metazoa; Arthropoda; Insecta; Hemiptera; Aphididae. Gene Ontology annotation, molecular function: oxidoreductase activity, acting on the CH-OH group of donors, NAD or NADP as acceptor. The record is from RefSeq and is a predicted model, not a curated record. Gene Ontology annotation, cellular component: lipid droplet. Bases 1 to 465 code for a protein of 154 amino acids. The transcript has 4 exons.